AUGCAUUCGCGUGAACGUGUCGCUGUCUUUUUACUUCUGUUGUUUUUUCUUCUGUGGUUGCUUGCAUCCUGGACAGGACCAUUGCCUGGGCUGUGGCGGGGUGGGGUGGCGGUCGCGAGUGUGGGGGGAGCAGCCGGGUGCAGGGCAGAGGAAUUAGUUAUGGAGGCGGCGUUACGCACGAUUUGCAUCAUUCCUCACGAGGCUCGUGGCGAUGAAUUUUUUGACGCCGUCUUUGAGGAUGGGGUGCGCGCAUUGUCUCAGGGUCGCCUGCACUCCCUCUUCUUUUCUCACGUCUUGAGUCCGGCACAUGACAUUGCCGGUCACGUCGUGGGCCCGCUGCUCAAUAAAGUGCGUCAAGGCGGCAACGCCGCUCUCAUUGUGGCUCUACCGGAGGAUGAAACGGACGAUAUGAGUGUGGACGAUGCUGGCGCCACCUCCGGAGAAAAGCUAGAAGUUUCUCUCGAGCUUUACGGACAUUUGUUACCACUGCUUUUCCGUAGCGCCGAGCGGUGCUGCUUUGCACGGGUGUCGGCAGUCACCUUCAGCAUCGGGGACAAAAAAGUACACGACCUACUGCAACGCUGUGACGUGCGUGGUGAGAAGGAUGUGCAGUAUCAAUUAAUAGAGCGUGAGGGAUCAUCCUCACGAUGGGGCAAUAUUAUGAAUCUGUUGCAUGAGCGGCAUGCACACUUGGAGCGGGGUGGCAUACUGCCACUUGAGUCUCUGUUGGUUGUACGGGUGGAGCUUGAAGGGUACGGCACUGUUGUGCUUGCGGAGGUGGGCUGCGGGCGAAAAACUUUGGAUCAACUGACGUUGUUUCUUCGCAGCGGUGGGGCGUGUGGUGCCAAGACGUAUCCACCAAGGGGUUUGCUCUCUAGCAUUCUACGAGACAUGACACCGCCAGCAGCGUUGGUGCAUCUUGUAGGAAUUCCGGAUCCUUCACAGGCGCCUCGCAGCACGAUGCGUCUUCUUCGAUUUAUGUCCGCGAUGUUUCGUGCGUCUUCAGAAAAACCGGCGGAAGCCCCUCUGCUGACACGCGACGCGCCACAGCAGCGAAAACCGCAACGGGGUGAUACCACCAGCAUUUCAAUGUUGUGCCGCUCUGAUCUUCGGGAAUCGGAGGCGACGCCCGAGGCUGCAGGCCCUGCUUCUCCCCGGAAACCGCAUCGUGCCUACCCUUGGGCGGGGGAGUUGUUUGUGGACCCCUCACAGUGUGCGCACUUGCUGCCGACUCGAGAAUCCACCACCAACAUGCCCACAUGGGACUGGGGCACCGCUCGUCCGGAGCAGCCGUUUCGGGAUACUGUCAGGUCAAACUUGCCGCGCGCCCCAACAACCCCUCUGGAUGGUGUUCUCAGCGAGGGUUCAGGGCCGCGGGCGUCACGAGAACAGGCGCUUGUGAAUAGGACGACAACCCUGGACCGCACAAAUCGUGAACUCUCAGAGGCGUUAUCGGCAGCCAAGGCAGAAAUUAAACAUUUGCAAGGGUUGCAACAGUCCUUUCAAGAGGUUUUACGAAAGAAACAGGACGCAAUCCUUUCUUUGACAGCAUCUAGCGAAAAGACGAUGAAAGAGAACGCAGAUUACGCGAAAUUAGUUCCAAGGCUUCUCCGCAAGGUAAAAGGACUCGAGCAGGAGCGGGACAAGUUGCAGCAAACUUCAAAGGAGUGGGAGAACCAGACCAGCGAAAUGCAUGGAAUUAACCGGCGGUUGCGGGCUGAGCUGCAAAAGUUACAAAAAGAAAUGAAAUGCAUGGCCAAGAAGGAAACGCAGCGGCUUAGAGAACACGCCCUGAUUCGUAUUGGGACGGGUAAAGGGGCGAAAAGGAUUGCCCGAAGGGUCGGCGGGCUCAAUUCCCCGAAGCGUGUUCACAGUGUGCCGGCAUCGCCGGUUUCAGACGCAAGCAGGCAAUCCAGAAGCAGUGAGGUGGCAAAAAAAGGAGAAAGUGGCUCAACAGUUCUUGGUGCGAUUGAGGAGUUGCGACAGCGUAAUACAGCGCUGGAGGCCGAGAUAGAAAAGUUUCGAAGGAGACAACCCGUCGCGGAUAAUCAUGUAGAGGACGAUGCAAAAGAAGUAACGGUUGCGCGUGGCGAGCAGGGGGCGUUGUGUAGCAACUGCGAGACGAUGCGGAGACAUAUUCUUCGACUCACCGAAGAACUCGAUCGCAGCUACAAGGAGAACAAGAAGUUACGUUCUCUAGUAGCGGUUCCACCCGUUGUAUCGUCGCACACGCCAGCAACAGUGCGGGAUGACUUCGUGUCAGUGGUUGCUGCCUCCCUGAUGACCGGUUGCGAGUCGAUGUGUGCGCAGUUGAAGCACACUGAGGCGGAGUUUCGCCGCAAAGAAGAACAAGGCGUAAAAACUCUUUUUUCUGGCAGCGUUUUCCGCGAGCACAUGGAGGCCGUGGCGGCGCUGGAGACAGCAGUGCGGGACAUUAGUAGUCGCCGAUAUCGUGGGGCAGAGUGUUACGAAUCCAUUGUGCCGGCGAGCGCCACUGCCGCAGAUGCAGAGCACCUCUCAAGUCUGUUGUCAUUUGAGUUGGAGCGUGGGACCCAUUUGCGUGCGUUUGUACCAACCUUUGCUCAACUUUCUGUGGCGACGGAACACCUUAAAAUGCGUGUGUUUCCUUCCGAAAGUUGA
Molecule: messenger RNA, 2640 nt
Organism: Trypanosoma cruzi
Lineage: Eukaryota; Euglenozoa; Kinetoplastea; Trypanosomatida; Trypanosomatidae
Exons: 1
Coding region: 1-2640 (879 amino acids)
Source: RefSeq, a predicted model, not a curated record